GUUUUUCAACUACGGAGGGCGCUAUGUAAGAUUAAUGGUUCAGCUACCUGUCGCAUCUCUGUGCAUCAUCACAUCAUCCAAAAUAUCUUGCCAAACUCAUUUAUAGUAACCAUGACUAUAUGAGGAAGACAGAAUGAAGACGACAAUGGGCAAUUGUCACAGCAGUGUGAGAAAUACGGACGGGGUAGACACGGGUGUACAAGGACGUCCAGUCGCGUCCGAUACAGGGAAGCAACUCGUACAGUAUAGCAUUAAUAACUUGGUUGAUCAGGUGCACAGACUACAGAGACUAUGUUGGCACAUGGUGCUACUGUGGAAAGUCAUUGUUGUUCUCAUCAGGUGGGAGGUACCAUUUGUCACUCUUUCAUUCUGGAUUGUUUCACUUCUCAUCUGCUACUUCAUGGAGUCUGGUCAGUUGCUGGUAAGCUGCCUCUCCUUCCUCUUUCUCCUGGGCGGGGUCGGGGGCGUGGCCAAAUUAAAUUCUCAAAAACCCAAAACAGCCAAAGAGCCAAGCUCAACAGCAACCUCGCCAGGGACCGCUGCCAGCUCAGUGACUACCCCUCAGGAGAAGGAACAGAGCAGUACACAAGAUGCUGAGCAUCACCAGAGGAAAGGGCGGGAAGUCCUGGUCGAGUAUCGACAGUUGAUGUUGACGGCUCAAGAUUAUUUGAAGGCAUGCUGUGAAGCAGUGCAGAGAGUAAAUGAAGUGCUGGGGUGGCAGAAUACAAAAUUGUCUUCAGUAUGCUAUGGCGGGGCUUCUUUGACCCUCCUACUCUUGUACCUUCUCCCGUUGAGAUGGUGUGUCAUGGCGGCCAUCAGCAGUGUCCUCUGUAUCAAUCAACACUUUAUAAAGGUCAUCAAAGAACUUGGGGACUCAUCUCAUCGUGAUCCUCCGUUGGUCACAAACAACAACAAACCUAGCAAGAAGAAACUGAAGGAAUUCAAGGAUAUGGUGCCUGAGGAGGAAUCCAAGGACCAGGUUCCCACUGACGUCAAAUCAUCCAUCCAUCCACUCAUUGAACACCGCCCUCUACAUCUCUGCCAAAAGAGCAAAUCCCUGGACGAGGCGGGCCCCAAUUACGCCAAGCUAGCUUUAGCUGCUGCCACCAGAAACCGUUCUUCUACUGCCCCAGAACUACCCACGCUGAGGCUCAACUCAGCUGGUACACCGGUGGAGGUGUGUUAUCUAUGUGGGACUAUGUUUUCAGCUGUGUUAAAGCGCAGGCGUUACUGCCGGUCAUGUGGAAACCAGUUCUGCCAACGUUGCUGCUCAAGGAAGCUGCCUCGGUCUACAUUUGGGGCGACAUCUCCAGCAGCCCAGACGGAGAAGGAACUUGUGUGUAAUGCGUGCUUCUGUAAUAUGACAUCAGAUGAGGUCACAUCGUUAAGUAGCGGUCCUACUAUUGAAGAAUGCUGAUGAGAAGGCUGAGUAAUGUACACUAAAUCAAGAUCUUUUAUCCCGUAUUCAAACAUUUUAUGGAUUCUUAGGUACCGCAUACACGCAGGCCACUGAGGUAAUGGCCUCCGUUGCCCCUGGUCUUAGCCUUGGUGCCCUUCACAACCGAUGCCUUUCUUGUGGAGAAAAUGCUGUCGUUGUUUUAUACAAUUUUGUCAAUUAAAAUAAAACGCUAAUUUUUCUAGUAAUAUAUAUAAUGAUGUAAACUUUACUGUUUUGAAUUCCUGUAAUUAAAAUGUUCCAACAUAUUGUUAAACCCUAACUCCCCAAAUUCAACAAAAUCCACAGCCAGGUUCUGCAUAGUUUGAUUGACACAAGCAAUACCUUGCCAUUGUGUUUUUGUCAUGCUAGGCAGGCUUGAAAUGAAAAUAGUCAGGUACUUCUUUGGUGUGAUGAGAAUCUGUAUCUAAGUUGGGAACUUAUCUACCCAUAGACCGGUGCGUGUUAGGUGCUGUGUACUAAGUUGCUACAUCCUUUAGUCUUGUGAACAAAUAAUCCACAUGCAUAAACAUUGUAACUUGGGUAGGAUUUUAACCCACAACCUUUGCCUUUCUAGAGCAGAUCGUCCACAGGCAAUUAACUUGGGUUGGAUUCGAACCCACCUUCGCAAUUCUAAAUCAGACGUCACCAUUAGGCCACCGAGCUUCCCAGGUCAAAAUUCCAGUUGAACCUAGUUAAACUUUGUUUAACUGGAACUAGUUGAAAACCAG
This is a messenger RNA of Asterias rubens (European starfish), 2166 nucleotides long. RefSeq names its product protrudin-like. Gene Ontology annotation, molecular function: metal ion binding. The transcript is spliced from 9 exons. Gene Ontology annotation, biological process: protein localization to plasma membrane; endoplasmic reticulum tubular network formation; vesicle-mediated transport. Gene Ontology annotation, cellular component: endoplasmic reticulum tubular network. The coding region runs from base 134 to 1417 and encodes 427 amino acids. The record is from RefSeq and is a predicted model, not a curated record. NCBI's taxonomy places the organism in Eukaryota, Metazoa, Echinodermata, Asteroidea, Forcipulatida, Asteriidae.